AAGUAAACGUCAAAAUGGUAAAAUGGAAAAAAAUUUUAUAUGAAAAUCAAGGAUUUUCCGAUAAUUAUACCGAUAAAACCUUUUUAAAAGAUUUACGCAAAAAUGUAAAUUCACAAGAAAUCGCUUUAAAAGAUUGUUUAUUAGGAGCAAGUUAUUUGAUACAAGAACUUUCGAUAGUGGUCAGUUUUGUAUUGAUUUACGUGUUUUUAUAUAAUAAUUGGUUACCGGCAAAUACGGUAUUAUUAACGGCAAUAGCAACGAUUUUAUUGGGAUUUGUUUUGUAUAGGAAAGCGAUAAAACCAGAAACAUUCCGAAGUGCCUUUACAAGCAUUAGAACAUUCAUAAUCUUUUUUAUAUUUGCUUAUUUCUUUUCACCCGUUUUAUACACGUUAACCGUUACAAUAAGUACAGAUACGAUUUACACAAGUACUUUUUAUAUGAUGCUUAUUCAUUUAAUAUUUUUCGAUUAUGGAGUAGCUGCAGCAAUCGUUUCUAAUAGUUUAUCGAUAAGCGCCGCAAUGUUCGCCUCGAUAUGUUUAGCUUCACGAUUACAAUCAUCUUACCACUCCUUAGUUCUUAUUACUAUCGCUAUUGAAUGCUUUAUAUUAUCUCCGAUUUUGCGCAAGAGUUACUCAACUUACAAAAUAACCCCUUUAUUAAUUUUAGGAAUAAUAUUAGUUUUAUUUAAUAUAUGUACGGUUUGUUUAGUUUUAUACACAUUCGUUUUGAUAUUUAUUUGUUUAAUAUGCCCAAUGUUAUUUACGAAAUACCAAAAUUAUAAAAGAAACAUUUACGGUCCAUGGGACGAGGCAAUAAUAGAUAACGCAGCGCAUAUUAAUGAUCUUAUUUAUUCAUAGAAAAAAGUGUUAACAAUACUAUUUUUUAAGAAAUUGUAUACAAACGUGUAAAAAUAAAUGUAUUCUUGUUAUCAUUUAACGGGUACAAAUUGUA
This is a messenger RNA of Onthophagus taurus, 951 nucleotides long. Lineage: Eukaryota; Metazoa; Arthropoda; Insecta; Coleoptera; Scarabaeidae. The record is from RefSeq and is a predicted model, not a curated record.